This is a messenger RNA of Mizuhopecten yessoensis (Yesso scallop), 6402 nucleotides long. Its product is annotated as myosin-9-like. NCBI's taxonomy places the organism in Eukaryota, Metazoa, Mollusca, Bivalvia, Pectinida, Pectinidae. The record is from RefSeq and is a predicted model, not a curated record. The transcript has 38 exons. Bases 675 to 4964 code for a protein of 1429 amino acids.
GACAAGUAUACGGGGUGGGAUCGGUUCAACUGCCAAAUGUGUGCGUGUGUUUGCCGUAGACGAAAUCGAAAUCAAUGAGUUUGUUUAGAAAUUGAUAAGUAAACCAGUGGUUUUCAUUUCUGUGUAAACGUUGACAUAAUGCAAGCACACUUAUAUACAAUCGUACAUGCAUGAUAACGUAGUAGUCACCGCCACCGACUGGCUUGUGUAAAAUUAUUCCACGAUAGAUUUGAAACGUUAUGAUGGAAGCAUUUUAAAUGUGACACAGGUAAUCAAUUCUAUUGAAGAAAAUUGAAUGAGAAAUGCAAAUCAGGUGUAUCUGUGUGCACACAAUACUGGGAAGGUCGUGUGCUGAAGUGUGAGAGGUCAGCUUUGUUCUACAUACCGCUACAACACUUAGGACUGGCAUCUACCCAAUUUAAAUAGGCUUAGGACAUAAACGUUUUACAGCUCAUAAGUACCGGCCGAUACAAGGAACUUCGUCAAAGAUUUAUUUUUGCAAUAAGUCACCUCCUGGUUCUAAAGGGAGUUUUUACUACAGAUAUUUCAGAUUUAUUUCUAACUUUAUGGAUGUGAAACACUUUAUUUCGGAUUUAUGGAAGUGAAAGUGAACGGCGGGAGUUACACACUGUGGAAAGAUUGUGCUUACUGUUUUUUACGUGGAUUUCUGGACAAUGAUUCUAAGGGUACUUGUGAACAUUCCAAGCCAGGGCUCAGAGUGUGAGGUUUCAUCAACCCAGAUUAACCCUAGUCCAGCAUUUGGCCAAUCAAGGGAUAUGUUAAUGCAGGUAGACACCGUCCCAGUGAGGGACCAGUCCGGCAGCGGCGACAUGCAGGGUUACUUUAGCAGCACCCCCCUGUUUGCCUCGCGUAACUCCCCCAUACGGGGGUCAUGGCAGGACUCCAAAGUUGCAGUCUUCCCUGAUAACGACAGCGGAUUCAGUUCCAUGAAGAGAUCAUUCAACUCCGGGGACGACAUGGCAAUCACACCGCGGUUCAGCUCUGGUCCGAUGGUCCGGUCUCAGUCGAUGAACAGGCUAAAUGGGUCGUUCAUGUCACAGGAGUUAACUCCCCUUUCUAGUCACUUCAGUCCCAACCUUGACCGAUCCCUAAAAACCAUGAGUAACUCCCUGGAGGACAGCGAGAACAGAAGAUGUGUACUGAUGCACAAACUGAAGGAAGCCCAGGAUACACUAGAUCUCCAAAGUAAUCGAUUAGGAAAGAUAGAAAACUCAGCCAAGGGAAACACAGUCUUAGUGGAGGACCUGAAGUUUAAAGAAAUGGAAUAUAGGAAAAAAAUUAAAAUGUUAGAAGAUGCAGAACAAGAUAAAGAUAUACUCAGGAUGGAAAAUAUAAGACUUCGACAAGAAAUGCAGGACAGAAUAGACCGGCUUGAUUUUGCCUUGCGAUCAUUACAAGCUCAGCACAUGGUGGCUGAGACAGACAACCAGAAGAGGAUCAAUCUGCUGGACCAGUCUACUACAGCACUCUCUAUGCUCGAGUCUGAAAACAAGAAUCUCCGACAGGAUAAAGAAACACUUGCGCGAGAAGUAGGUGUCGCCAAGGAGAGCAUGAGGCUAGCCAAAGUACGGUUUGAACCACUGGAGGACGACAACAAAAAUUUAAGGAUGGAAGUUCUCAAACUUAAAGAGGAGAAUGCUGAUCUCACAAGGAAACUAGCCCAGCUAACGGGUCAGUUAACAGAACUGAGAGCCCUAACAAACUCAAUGAAAGAGGAAAAUGAGAAACUUGCUUCUUCUUGGAAAUCAUUAGCAGAUGAGAAGCAAGUUAUGACAAAGAAACUGGACAAUCAAAAAGUCAAAGCUACAGAUAUGCAGGCCAAGGCCUCAAGUGCCAGUGUGGAAAAAGACAGACUUUUCCAGGAAAAAAUGGACCUCAACAACAAAUACCAACACCUCAUUGUCGGCAAAGAGCAGCUUGACCGGGCCAACAGUGUUAUGCAGGAACAGAUCAACGAUCUUCAGGAUGAGGUAGAGAGGGUCAAGAAAUCUGCAAAGAAGAAGGAUAUGGAGAAAAAUGCUUUGGAAGACGCUGUACAAGAUAUAAAGCAGGUGAAUGAGGAGAUAUCGUCAGACUUAGCCUCAGUAAAAGCCUACUACGAGCGUGCUCUGGAACAGAUCAGCGUACUGGAAAAUGGCAAAAAAAUGUCGUCACAGCAACAGGACUUUGCUAGCCAGGAGAAGGAAAGACUUCUGACAGAGGUGGAGAGACUCAGCAAGAGAGUUCUAUCCAUGGAAUAUUACAACAAAAUGUUGAUCCAAGAUGUGAUGGCUGAUGGAAAAUCAAAAGACAUCAGACGUGAAAGAGAAGAAUUUGAUGAAACUAUUCAAGCUCUCAAGAAUGAGUUGAGAGAACUCCGCCAUGAAAAUUCACAUUUCCAUAACAAGAAUCAAGAGUUAGAAACAAAAUUGCGCAAGGCUAAUGAGGACAUACGGUCCUCGACAAUGGCCACACAGCAGGAACUGGACACCUGGAAGGAUACAUGUGAUAGUUUGACUGCCUCCGUACACAAGAAAGAGUCAGAGAUACAGGCACUGAUGGACCGGUGUGAAGAACUAGAUGAAAUUAGUUCAAGACAGAAGACAGAAAACAGGGCUCUAUCGGAGGAGUGUGAGACUUUGACAGACCAACAGGAGAACGUCACUACAUUAAAGUCGGAAAAUCGAAAGUUGAUACAGGAGAAUGCUGAGAAUGAACAGAUGAUUAAACUUUUGGAAACCCAGAAGGAGGUCCUAACAAAGAGUUCAGAAAACAGUCUAGCCAAGCUCCACAAUAUUGACCAACUCACAGGCAAGGUCGAUCAAUUAAGAAAUGAAAACGAACAUUUCAGAGACCGAAUCUUGGAACUUGAAAAAGUACGAGACAAUCUAAUUAGCCAAAAAGAAGAACUCCUGGCAAGUACUGAGUUGAUAUACAAAAAGCCACGACUGGAAGACCUUGAGAACAAGGUCGAUGAACUGGAGCAAGCUAACAGACAGUUAAGGGACAUGAACGAGUCAAUGAAUAAUCAGUUUGAAAACCUUGAACAGACAACAGUAGCCACUAACAUGGCUAAAGUAAAUCAAGCAGCGUAUCUUAUGUCUCCUACCCAGGGGAGGGGCAGUAAUGUAUUAAAUGGCUUCCUAUCAGAGGAAUUCAUUGUACCCGAAAAUGUAGAGCUGAAGGAAGCUGUGGGGGGAGAUGGAAGUCUUGUGCCAAAAGUGGAAAUGGAAAGGGUGGAGGACGAGAAGGAAAAUCUACAAAGGGAAUUGGAGCGGAUGAGUAGGGAGAAUCAGAGCCUGCAGGAACGACACGAACAGUAUGUCGAUGACUAUGGCCCAGACGGACAGAUCGUACAAGAUGAGAAGGAUAGGGUGCGUAAGUUGGAGCGUGAAAAGGAGGGACUGGAGAGGCAGGUAGCGUUGAUCAAUGGGUCUCUACUACUGGUGGAAGGCAGUAAGAAACGGCUGGAUGAGGUCGUAGAGGAUCUGCAGCACGAGAUUGUCCAUCUGAGGAAGGAGCUAGAGGAGGCAGAGAAACAAAUAAUUAUGUUAGAGAGCCAAAAGGCAAUGUUACGACCUGUAGGUAGUGCUGAAAUGGAGCAGCUACAGAGUGAAAUAGACAACUUGAGGGGUGUCCUGUCUAAGACUCAAGCUGACAAGCUGAAGCAGGAGAGAAUCAUUAAAGGUCUCAAAGAGGAACUUGAUGAUGAAAAGUCUAAGGGUCCCCAGGUAAUAAGAGAAUCUUUAGAUGAUGUUGGUACUGAUCUGAAUGACAUGCGCGGUGAACUGCAUAAACUGAUGGGGGUGAUUGAGACAAAGGACCAGGCCAUCGAAACUCUGGAGGGACAGCUCAAACACUCCAAAAAUGAGAUAGAAAACAGACAAAAAGCUAUGGACCAGCUACAGGGCCUCAUGACACAUGUGGAUGAAAAGCGCAGCAUGGAAAAUGGAAGCCGUUCUCCAAGGAGGAAAUCUAGGUCGCCUGUCCGAUCGUCCAAAAUCCCGAGGAAAACAGAUGAAGGUAAAAUUCCAGACGAAGAACUGACACCUCGUAGUCCUAAGCCACAUAUUAAACCUGCAGGUUCAUUUACGAAAUUAUUGUGCACUCCAGCUUCUGAUAAAGAUGCUAAGGGUGCUGACCCAGGUAUCUCGGUCACACCUGGGCUCUAUGGUACAAAGUUUCUGGGAACUAAACCACAAAGAACUUCUAGUACGGGGCCAGGGGACAAGGGAGGAGACCGCCUCCAGUCUCUGAUAUCCAAGUACCGCAGCCACAGCGAGAGCCCAUUCCCAGAGCGAAAAAUCAAACCCUUGUCAUUAUCACCGAGCAGUAAAAUGGGACUUGUAACGAGGGGCCGUAGCUUUGGACCGGCUGCUCCCAAAUCCUCUGAUGAGGUGAGUUCCUCUUCCCAUACCACAAAGGAUGUGGCCAGUACACCUGGCAUUGGUUUUGCAACCUCCCCAACACUUCCCACGUUCGCGGUCGAUGCCCCAAAGGGGGACGAACCUUUAUCUCCGAGUAGUUCUGUCAGUUUUUCUACUGACCUUGAUCAAAGUGAACACAAAGAUCAAGGUCAAAGUCGCAAGAAAAUCAAAAAAAGGAGUGACCGACAGAGUGAGGGUGAUGUGGACGAUUUCCUACCGGAUGGAGACCUACCUAUCGACGAAGAUGAUCUCGAUACACAGGAACAGGACGAUAUUAACGCCCUCAUUAAAAAUUGCUAUAGAUCACAUUUGUUAUUCCUUGUGACACUGCGCAGACAGCGUGGAGCUUCUGGGCAAGCACGCCCGGGAGGUAAGAUACGUUCCACACACCCUAAAUCGCUUCUGUCGGUCAACCCACCGAAAUUAACAAGUAAGAUCAUAGCCGACCUCCUGAAGACCGGCCCUCCAAGUUCCACUGCCUCCAAGACUCCAGCCAAAUCGCUUACAUUAGAACGGGGCAAAAAACUGGGGCAAUAACUUAUGGGUUUGCAUUAAAUUGGGGAAUCAUCAUUUGUACACCAAGAUCCUUGAAAUGGAUGUCUAAUUCCAGCACGUGACCCCCGCCAUAGUUCUCAGGAAUCAGUCGAGAUCCACCAGAAACAGUAUUGAUUUGUGUGCUAACCGUCAUCCGUCCAUUCUACAGUAUUGACCUGUGGAUAGCAGGAAUUCCAUAUAUGUGUAUCAUUUAAUCGCAUUUUAUUAAAAGUAUAUAAAUAUAUAUAUGAAUACAGAAUUUUAGAUAUGCCGAUUUCAUACAUUAGCCAUUCCGUUGUGAUAUCGUGCGAUGUAAUUAUUCAUGGUGAAGUUGACCUGCUUUGCCUCUAAGCUCGAUCAUUGUUAUUGAAGAGAAUAAAUAAUGUAUGAUAAUAACUCUAUCACCUAACAUCAAAGUGUACAUCGGUAAUAAAUCAAUUACUUUUAAUAUCUUAGCUAUUUGAUAUACUACAGCAUUACAUAUGGCUAACGUUAUAUAUUGUAUAAUUAUACGCACAUGACUAUAAUGUGAUACAACUUCUGUGAUUCUGCUCCGAAUUUUAUUUCAUUGUAUACUUAUUUUUUUUGGACAUCAUUACGUCUGUGAUUUGUAUUUAUAGUUAAAGUAUGUUUUGUCUGUGAUUUUCACAAACAUAUGUCAUUCCAAGCACUUUCUGUGAUACGUUUAAUUUAUGUACAAAGCAUAGGCUUCAAUAAACUUCCGUCCACAAUACUUAGAAAGUCACCUUUAGAUUUCAAUUAAUCGUAUUUAAAUCAAAAUAUACUUACACAUAUUUCGUAACGUGCCUUUGUUUAACUCCUUUCGUCUCGAUAUUUAUACAUGCUAUGUACAUGUUGGGGGGGUACCUAUUCCACUUGGUUGAGAAUGGAAUUCCAUUACCAAAUUCUCAUUCUUAACAAUGGUUAUAUUGUGUUGACGUGUGGUGCUUCAUUUGGUGCCAUUGGUUAUAUUUCUGUAUCGUUCACCGGUAGAAUUGUCAAGGUACAUGUAUUGGGUAUUCAUAUUAAAAAGCUAUAAAACAGUAAAUAUAUAAUUUCUGUUUUCAAAAUCUUAGAAAAUUUAUAUUAUAUAACAUUUAAUUUUCAAGUUUUAAUUUGAAAAGAAAUUUUAUAUAUUCUAGAACGCUGGACUCGGAAAAGAGCGAAACCCGUCUUUUUUUCUUAUUGCUCAACAUCGCUUGUCGAUAUAUGAAAAGAUAUGGCCUUAAAUAACUUAUGCAUUAAAUCAGUUAUUUAACGAUUGCCAACCCAUCAUUUUGAAUUCAUUUUUCUCUUUGAGACCUACCGUCAUUUUUUUCAUCGUGAAAGCAAAGUAAUUUUUAUGAAUUGUUGUACAUUCUUUCAUAAUGUGACUAAUAUUUUAUAUUAUUAUUUAUAAAGUAUAUUUGUAAAAUCAUUUGCUCAGCAAUAGCAUAUUUAU